CCCUCAUGCGGCCGCAGCGCCCGUGCGCGUCCCCGCCGCGCCGCCGGGAGCGCGCCCUGCGCGGCCCCGCGGGCGCGCGUGAGGCCCGGCUCGCUCCGGCGGGAAGAGGCGGCGGCGGGAAAGCGCCUUUUCCGUGAGGGGACCGCACGGAACGGCGACGUGGCGCCGGCCGGGGGCGGGGAGCGACACGGGACAGCGGCGCCACAAAGGCCCGGCCCGAGAGUUGGCGCUGAGCCACAGUGCUGCGUUAAUGGGGAGUUCUGGCCAGCACACCCCCUCCUUCUCCUCCUCCUCCUCCCAGGGCUGCCCAGGCGCUGCUCCAGUACCCACCCAGCCUCCCUCCACGAGAGGACACCCAGAGGACCAUCCAUAGGCACAAGAUGAUGAGGAAGACAAUCUUCAGCCUGGGAAGACACCUGUCCUCCAUGGCACGUGGGACCACCCAGGUGAGAAGAUUUCUGCAUGGUGGUUAUGUCAGGAUUCAUCCCUCUGUACAGGAAGCUCUGCUGGAGGGGAGACCCGUUGUAGCUUUGGAAAGCACCAUCAUUACACAUGGCAUGGCCUAUCCUCUGAAUUUGAGCAUGGCCAGAGAGGUGGAAGAAAUUGUAAGAACAAAUGGAGCAGUGCCAGCCACUGUAGGUGUUUUAAGGGGGCAAAUCCACGUGGGACUCACAGACGAGGAACUCGAGUUCUUGGCAAGCAGUAAAAAUGUGGUUAAAGUGUCUCGCAGAGAUUUUCCUUUUGUCCUCAGCCAGGGCUUGUCUGGGGGCACUACUGUGUCUGGAACAAUGAUUGCAGCACACAAAGCAGGAAUCCCUGUGUUUGUGUCAGGUGGCAUAGGAGGUGUCCAUCGGGAUGGGGAGAACACUCUGGAUGUGAGUGCUGACUUGACAGAGCUGGGACGAACUCCAGUCGCUGUUGUAGCUGCAGGAGCCAAGUCUGUCCUUGAUAUUGGCAGGACACUGGAAUAUCUGGUAGGCAGCAUGGGCUGUGGUGUCUGAAAGCAGAUAACCUUG
Molecule: messenger RNA, 1016 nt
Organism: Oenanthe melanoleuca
Lineage: Eukaryota; Metazoa; Chordata; Aves; Passeriformes; Muscicapidae
Product: pseudouridine-5'-phosphate glycosidase-like
Exons: 7
Coding region: 381-1001 (206 amino acids)
Molecular function (GO): pseudouridylate synthase activity
Source: RefSeq, a predicted model, not a curated record